AAAUAUUGUUUGGAGGGAUGAGUUCGAGGGACAGUCCUUAGAUCGGGACAAAUGGGAUGUCGACAACGAAAUUGUUAAAACCAAUUGCAGAGGCAAUUGGAUGCACCAAUUGCACUGUAACCUGGAUCAUCCCAAAAAUCUACAGUCAACGCACGGAUGUUUAGCCAUUACAGCCGCUCUUGAGGCCAAUCCUUACAUUUUGUUCAAUAAUAAGAAGUUUAGUUCAGGGACGAUUACGUCAAAAAAGGGUUGGACUUACGGCCGGUUUGAGAUUAGGGCCGCCCUUCCCAACGGGAAAAUGUUGAGACCGAUAGAUGUUAUGACAAAUAUCCAGGACUCUAGCCUGUAUGCCGGUGCCCAUUACGGGUUAAGCCAAAAUGGAAGCGUCCCGUACACCGGCGCUAAAUACAACGCCGUAUCCGUAAACCUGCAGAACUUUCAUACCUAUGCCGUCGAGUGGAAUGAAACACAUAUUCAGUGGUUUUUCGAUGACAAUAAAUAUUCAGGAGAUUUUGAUAUCAAUAAGACGUUAACCACUGAUUACACCAAAAAAGGACAGCCGUUUGACAAAGCAUUUAAGUUUACCUUAUCGUUAGGUGUGGGCGGGGAUGCCGAUUUUAUGUUCCCGGGAAUGACACUCACGGAGAGUGAUUACAUGUCAUGGAAGUGUUCGGCGAUUAUCAUCGAUUAUGUCCGCGUCUACGAGUGGGUCGACAACCAUACUGUCCACUCGGGUCAUAUUAGCAGUUUAGGUGACCGCACAUCCAGUGCCGAUAUAUGCGAGUCUGUCAUGUCGUACAUACGAUCGCCUGAUCAUACGGACGGCCACAGUCACACAACUCCCGGACCAAUUGAACCCACGUUUACACUGUCGCUCACGUUU
Molecule: messenger RNA, 883 nt
Organism: Oppiella nova
Lineage: Eukaryota; Metazoa; Arthropoda; Arachnida; Sarcoptiformes; Oppiidae
Source: the annotation of a GenBank genome assembly